Eutrema salsugineum is the source of this 1103-nucleotide messenger RNA. RefSeq lists its product as uncharacterized. Lineage: Eukaryota; Viridiplantae; Streptophyta; Magnoliopsida; Brassicales; Brassicaceae. The record is from RefSeq and is a predicted model, not a curated record. The coding region runs from base 181 to 693 and encodes 170 amino acids. The transcript is spliced from 4 exons.
UUGCAUUGUUGUCUGCAGGUUCUCUCAUUUUCUCUGCCUUUUGCUGUUAACCUAAGAGCCAUUAGACUUUUCUUCAGAUCUCUUUCUCUCUUAAUCUUAUUCUUCUUCUCCACUCGCUGAGCUCAAGCUUAACGAUCUCUUCUCUUCCACCUUCAGCAGGAAAAUACAAGAAAGAAGAAGAUGAACAGCUGCGGAGUCCAACAAAACGCUGAGAUGAAGAGAAGCUCCGUCGUCUCCGAUCGCAGAGACACCGUCCUUUGCCCUAAACCGCGUCGUGUCGGUGUCCACAGUCACCACCUUGCUCGAUCUCUCCGAUGGCAAGUCAGUCACCAGAUGGAGUUCUGUGAAUCGAAUUCAGGAAGCGAGAUUUUGGAUUUUAUCCUCGCAAAGGGUGGUGGUGAAUGUGAGCAAGAUCCGACGAGGAAGGUGACGUCAUCGCCGCCACUGUUCUUCACAGGGUCACCGCCAAGUAGAGUUUCUAACCCUUUAACAAAAGAUUCACUCUUUCGGGACGAGCUUCUCGUGGUGGCUACUCCUCCGUCGGCUCCACGUGCGACCAAGCCGCCACCGCCGUCUUCUCCGAGGAACGGUGGCGGUUGCGUUAGGGCGGCGAGGAACAAUCCUCCGGUUCGAGUCGUCGGAUUCAAUUGCCUUGACAGGGACAGACGCAGCAGCGUUCCAACUCUUGCAUAAGAGAUAAAAUGCAAAUAUAUAUAACAGAGAUGGCUAAAAACAAUUUGAAAAAAAAAUGGAUUAGGAAAAUGGAUCAUGGUGGGGCUUUUUUGGUGAAAAUGUGUAGAUAUGUUGUAAAAUGGGGGAUUUAAAAAAUGGCUGUUUUAUAAACCUAGGUUUUUGGGUGUCCAAUUUGGGAAUUUUUGUAAGUAAAAAGGGAGAGAGAGAGAGAGAGAGAGAAGGGUUUUGUGAGUGUUUUGAUGUCUUUUAUUAGUGAAAAUAAGAGCGUAGUAUUUCUUCCUUAUUUGUAACAAAAGGAAAGGCUCGAAAGAGUUGUGAAAUGUGAAGAUAUCAUUUCUACCCUUUUUUUUUCUGUUCUCUCUAUUGUACAGAUGUAAUUUUUAAAGGGAUUGAAAUUUCUAAUUAGCCAA